Purpureocillium lilacinum is the source of this 231-nucleotide messenger RNA. The record is from RefSeq and is a predicted model, not a curated record. NCBI's taxonomy places the organism in Eukaryota, Fungi, Ascomycota, Sordariomycetes, Hypocreales, Ophiocordycipitaceae.
AUGCGGCGCUGUCGCACAACGCAGCUUGCCCUUCCCCAUGAGUUACACAUCACUCCCCCCGCAACCUUUCUGAAGUCUCAGAUCCAUCGAGCAGGCGCGAGUCCGUAUUGCUGGGGAAGCCGCUGGGGAAAAGGCCCGCCGCAGGGACUGACCGGCGAGGUGGCCCUUUGGGCGGAGCGCGUCACAGUGUUUCCGUGUCGUAAUGGAUGGAAAGCUUCUAGAAAAGCUUGA